AUGGCUCCGUGCGUCGCCGCCGCGCAGCCGGCAGCGCCCAGGAAGAGCGGGACGAGGAGGAGGAGGAAGGUCGGCUGGCCCGAGGCUGCGCUGCCCCGGCCACAGGGCGGAGCGGGGCGGGGUGGGGCGGGGCGGGGCGGUCCCCUGGCAGCCGCUGCCCUUAGACGCCGGGGGUGCCCAAGCUCCGUGACAGCCACAGUCACAGUCCCCACGAGCAAUAAACUGAAUGAUCAUCACCGGCUGCUCUCUGUUUGGGUGGCCUUUUCAGAUAGAGGACCUGAUAAUGUAUUCAAAAAGGACAAGCCUUACAGGGUCUUUUUCAAAGAUCUCUUUCUUUUCAAAGAAAGUGAAAUGGCAGCCAAGAAGAGGGAAAGAAUCAUGAACCGUAGCAUGAAAGUCUACCAAAAGACAACUUUUUCAUCCCGCAUGAAGAGUCGUUCACACCUGGGCCAGCUGUCUAUUUACGCUGAACCAGGUGGUGGCUCAUUUGAAAAUCUGGGGCUGGAUCCGACUCUUAUUCUCAGGUUGACAGAAGGUGCAGACAGAAAGAGGAGUCUCCAUGAAUUUAUUAAUGACCAGAGAGACAGGUUUCUACUUGAGUAUGCUGUGUUAUCAAAAAAAAACACAAUUAAGAGGUUUGAAAAGGACAUGGCCACGAAGGAAGGUCAACUUAAAAAAGCUGAGAGGAAGCUCCAAGAUGACGCAGUGGCCUUUGAAGAGUUCCUUCGAGAAAAUGACCAACAAUCCAUAGAUGCUCUUAAAAUGGCAGCACAAGAAACACUGAAUAAACUCCAAAUGACAGCAGAGCUCAAGAAAGCCAGCAUGGAGAUGCAGGCGGUGAGAAGUGAAAUAACAAAAACAGAAUUCCUCCUCCGGGAGUACAUGAAAUAUGGAUUUUUUCUGCUGAAAUUGUCUCCAAAACAGUGGCAAACAGAGCAGUCAUUAAAAAGGGCACAAUCAGCAAAAAGUAAUGCAGUGCUUCCAAAAAUAUUAGAAAGAUUCUCAAUAAAUGUAAGAAAAGACAACAGUGACUCUGACAGGGCGUCGGUUUCAGAAGACAGCCCUGUAGAAGACAGGAACCAAGAAAAGCCAAAGAAGAAGCUUACUUUCAAGUCACCAUCUACAAGACAGUCUUUCCUCAAUCGGUCUGAAAGUACCAACUCAGAAGACAGUUUGGAAUUCUUUCUAGAAGAUGAACAACUAGAUUUUGACCUGGAACCAGAGAUUUACUUCAAGGAACCAGAAGAGUUACUCCAAGUCUUCACGGAGCUGGAAGAACAGAAUCUUAUCUUGGUCCAAUAUUCCCAAGAUGUGGAUGAAAAUCUUGAAGAUGUAAACAAAAGAGAGAAAGUCAUACAGGACAAGAUAAACAAUAACAUAGAGUUCCUGCUGGAACACAAGCAGAUGCUCAAGGCUAACUGUGAGCGAGAAGAAGAAAAGGCUGCUGAGUUGGAACUGAGGUCCCGGCUCUUUAGCUUUGGAGAGUUCAAGUCCGAUGAUCAGGAAAAGCUGAUAGACUCGCUUAGUAAUAAAAUUAAUCAAGUGUACAGAGUCUGCAUUGGAGAUGCUGAAGUUGGCAGUCUGAAUGCAGUUCAAAAAUUGGUCAAAGUAGAGUCUCGCCUGGUGGAACUGAGCGACCUCAUCGAAACCAUUCCCAAAGAAAGCGUGGAUGCAAUUGAAAGGAUAAAACAGAAGGAGCGGAGGCAAAAGUUGCGUGAAGAGAAAAUGAGAGAAAAGCAGAAACACCAAGAGGAAAGACUGAAGGCGGCUCUGGAAAGAGCUGUUUCACAGCCAAAGAAGAAGCUUGGAAGACGACUUAUGUACCGUUCCAAACCUCCAUCUACUAGCAAACAAGAAAUACUUUUAGUCACUGAAACAAGGACAAAAUCAUUGGAGGAAGAAUUUUUUUUUGGUUGA
This is a messenger RNA of Jaculus jaculus (lesser Egyptian jerboa), 1917 nucleotides long. It is a transcript of the gene Ccdc38, whose product is annotated as coiled-coil domain containing 38. The coding region runs from base 1 to 1917 and encodes 638 amino acids. The record is from RefSeq and is a predicted model, not a curated record. NCBI's taxonomy places the organism in Eukaryota, Metazoa, Chordata, Mammalia, Rodentia, Dipodidae. The transcript has 15 exons. Gene Ontology annotation, cellular component: centrosome.